Vitrella brassicaformis is the source of this 1726-nucleotide messenger RNA. The record is from the annotation of a GenBank genome assembly. NCBI's taxonomy places the organism in Eukaryota, Vitrellaceae.
CUCGCGCUCAACUCGUUUUCAAAAUGUCACCUCACGCACCGCACGCACACCAAAGAUAAAAGUUCAAAAGGAUCGUCACACCUCAGCACCCCUGGCACCCAAUGCACACCACACGUGAAAUCUGCCGGCCCAUCUAUACACACAUCAUCACGCCACGCCCUGCCCUCAGUCUGAGUCCGGUAGCAUGGCUGCAUUCUUGAUCCGAGACACACGGUCGCGAACCACAGGAGCCUGACGACGACUGCACCCACACACACACACACAGAGAGAGAGAGAGAGAGAAUGACUCGCAGCUCUCCACAGUGUAUCCAUCCUACUCUCGUGUGGCAUCUCCCACGAGGCCAUCCCGUAUCUUGACAGGCGAGGGCGACUCAUCGCUCUCCAGGCCCAUCUCCUGACGCCACCCCUCCCUACCCCUGCCCCCACCCCCGCCCCCACCCCCACCCUCUGCCCUGGACCGCACAGGCGUCCUCGCCUCCUCCCUCUCAUCGCUGUCCACAUCUUUCUUGGGCUUGACAGUCACCCUUUCUGCCAAAGAUGACGUCGUGAACAGAGGCGAGUCGUCGGGCGGCUGCUGCUGCUGCUGCUGCUCUGGUCUGGUGGGAGGGCCAGAGGAGGGGGGCGGCCUGGGCGCGGUGGUGGUCGUGACGGUUAUCUUGGGAGCGGGCGGCUUCUGGGUGGUGGGGGGUGCGCGAUGGGCGUUGCCGGCUGCUGCUGCUGGUGGUGGCCUGGGCUGCCCCUGGAGAAGGAAAAGGGACAGCGAAUGUCUGGCGCAUUUCCCUGUAUGCGGUAGCUGCUGCCUGGUACCUGCUUCAGCAUCGUGAUUUGAGCCCUCAGGUCGCUCAGCUCCCUCUGAAGCGUCGACAGCUGCGUGAGUGAAGAGAGCCAAGGAAGCGGAGCAUCCGCAAUAAAAUGCAGACGGGCCAUCAAUCUGAGUCUGUGUGUGCAUCGCAUCGCCCACCCCACCUGCAUGGCCUCAGCAGCGCCGUCACCGGGCUGGUGCACCCCCUUGCCCCUGCGCAGCCUCUGCAGCCUGCCCCUGUUGUCGUCGAUUUGUUUCCGCAGCCUGUCGGCCUCUACGGUCUGCCACUGAGGCAACAGAGCCUGACAGGACACAGUCAGUCCGCGCACAGCACAGACAAAGAAAGGCCACAAAGCCACAGAUGAACAUUGCAUAACUGUGGAGCCAGGUCAGGUCAGCGGGGCUGGCUGGCUGACCAGGACGGCUUCCUCGUAGGUCUUCUUGGUCUGUUGCAGCCUCCUCCUGCCCCGCACCCGCCCCGCCAUCAUACCCCCAGCGCCACCCACCAGCGCAUUGUCCAAAGCCUUGGUCAGCUCCUCGUUGCGCUGACGGGCGUCACGCUCCUCCUGACGCAACAACUCGGCACGACGGCUGAGAGAACUGAGUGAGGCAGAGAGGGCGAUGAAUGCGCCAUACAGGGCGUUGCCACAUUGCUAAGUGGGCGUUGUGUGUGAGGGCGAGAGGCUUACAGGUUGGUAUAGAAGCCCUCCCUGUCUAUGUGCCGGGCUCUGCGGUCAGCAUGCGCCAACAGAACAUGGCGCCGCUGCUCCCUGAUGCCACAAACACAACACAACAACAGCCCAUCCUUCAGAAGAGCACAAUGACACGGAUACUCAUACUUACAAUUCGUCAUAUCGUCCCCCAAGGGCCUCUAUCCGGCUCUGACGUCGACAAACAGGGGCUGGCUGGAGCAUUCCAACUGCC